Nematolebias whitei (Rio pearlfish) is the source of this 2222-nucleotide messenger RNA. RefSeq names its product HMG-box transcription factor 1 (gene hbp1). Gene Ontology annotation, cellular component: nucleus. The transcript has 11 exons. Bases 124 to 1479 code for a protein of 451 amino acids. Gene Ontology annotation, molecular function: RNA binding; protein binding; DNA-binding transcription factor activity, RNA polymerase II-specific. The record is from RefSeq and is a predicted model, not a curated record. Gene Ontology annotation, biological process: regulation of transcription by RNA polymerase II. Lineage: Eukaryota; Metazoa; Chordata; Actinopteri; Cyprinodontiformes; Rivulidae.
GAACCCCUCAGAGUUUGUUGAUGGCGAUAGCUGUGCUGAUGAGUCCAAGUUUGACGAUGGAAGCUAAAUAAGCUGUAUAUUGAGGAGUAUUUACAAAAGAAGAAAUAAAAGAACAUUGCAAGAAUGGACGAGUCAUUUGAUCCACUCAAGUGUAACGAGGACUUGCUUUCCUCACCAGGGUGCCACAUGGAAUAUGAUGACAUGCCCGAGCUGCAGGAGGUGGAGGAGGACCAGAGGUCUCAGGGGUUGUUUCAGGUGGGAGCUGUGUCUCACCAGGAGCUCAGCUGCUCUCCUAACACCAACUGGCUCACUGAGUUAGCCAACAUCGCCACCAGUCCUCAGAGCCCGCUGCUGAAGGAUGCCCCACACAAGAGAUCGUCUCCAGUCCACAUCUUUGGCAGCAGUAACAGUUUACAUUCCUACGCCCGGCCCCCGUUAGCCAGCAGUGCACCCAAUCCUUCCAGAGGCCACCUCAGGGAGCGCAGGCGUGUCAGGGCCAGCAGCGAAUCAGAGUCUGGUGUUUUCUCGAUGUCCUCGUCAUUUUCUGAUGAUGAAGACAUGGCGUGGUCUCAUUCCUGGCCCUCCACAGCCUGGCACUGCUUCCUCAAAGGCACUCACCUGCGUUUCCAUCGAGGUCCUAAUGUGGAGUGGCAGGAAGCUGACGAGUUGAGGGAUUCAGAUGAUGACUCGGAUGAUGAAACCAUGAUGCAAUCCUCAUUUUCUAUCAAGAGAUAUGGUUCAGAUGGACUUAAACUUGUGAACCAUGAAGAAACAAUUACUUUUGGCCAGGCAAUUCUUAAAUUGACCUUUGACCCAGGCUCCCCAGAAAAAGGUCUUCUAACAGCCGAAUGCCGCUUGGAUCAUCCAUUUUUUGUCAAAAAUAAAGGGUGGUCCUCUUUCUACCCAAGCCUUACUGUGGUGCAUCAUGGGAUUCCCUGCUAUGAGAUGCAGCUGGGUGAUGUGUGUCUGCCACCGGGCCACCCCGAUGCUAUUAACUGUGAUGACUCCGUUGUCUUUGACACGUUCAGAAGCUAUGACUUCACCCCGCUCGAUUCCUCAGCUGUGUAUGUUCUCAGCAGCAUGGCUCGUCAGCGCAGGGCCUCCCUGUCUGGCGGGGGGGCUGUCAGUCCAGACUGUGAUAAACUGGAGCACUACAGCUCCCCUCAAUCCUCCAGUAUCAGAUCAAACAGGAGCCACAAUUCAGGGACAGCCAGCGGUGCCACGCCUACAAAAUGCAAGCGGCCAAUGAAUGCCUUCAUGCUUUUUGCCAAGAAGUACAGAGUGGAGUACACUCAGAUGUAUCCGGGAAAAGACAACAGAGCCAUAAGUGUCAUCCUGGGUGACAAGUGGAAGAAGAUGAAGAAUGAAGAGAGGCGGAUGUACACCAUGGAGGCCAAGGCUUUGGCUGAGGAGCAGAAAAGACUCAAUCCUGACUGCUGGAAACGUAAACGAACCAACUCAGGUUCCCAGCAGACCUAAAACCUCCACCAGAACGCCCCCCAGCAGCUGGUGUGGUGGUGGUGAACCGCUUGAUGCCUCUUCGCUCUCCUGUAUUCUUGAGAUCCAACUGUGAUGCUGAACUCACUCGCUUUUUACACAAUAUAGUGACGAAACUGCAUUAUAAAAGCAUAUACAAACAUGUAAUCUAGUCACUAACAGUGCAUAUAUUUUCUUAUAUCUUCAAUGUCCAAGAUGUCUUAUUCCCUCUAGAGAGAAAAGUGGGAGAAUGUCUCUUAUUUCAGGUCAUUUUUUAAAAGUCAGUGGUGGAAAACAAUGAGGUGCUGCGCUUUAGGACAGAGAGAUGAGCAAGCAUCUAUUUGUAAUUAUAAACAGGCAAUUUUAAACAACUUUUGUACUAUUGAUAUUUGUAAGAUUUAGUAUAUUGCACAGAUUGGUAAUCCAUACAGUUUGUAUCUUACCACUGAACUAUGGCUCAGAGUUGAUAAGCAAUCCCAUCCAACCACCAUGUCUGCAUGUGGUGGUGGUCAGCCACAAGCUCGUCAUGCCUGUACUGUAAGUGGUUAUUUUGUCUGCACUUUAUAUAAAUAAUGUUAUCUGGUCCUAUACAGCCAUUGUAUUCUGGUAAACAGUUUGUAUGUUGCAUCUAGUGUUUUCGUAGUUACCCGUUUUACACAAUCAUGGCCCAGCAGGCAUGCUCUGCUUUCAGGUUGCUUUUGAAUUUUAACUACUUUGUUCAUAAUGUACAGGUUUCAAUGCACCAA